Messenger RNA from Castor canadensis (American beaver), 4431 nucleotides. The record is from RefSeq and is a predicted model, not a curated record. NCBI's taxonomy places the organism in Eukaryota, Metazoa, Chordata, Mammalia, Rodentia, Castoridae.
CUUAAUGAUAAAGUUCAAUAUCUGUCAUAGCACAUUCCUUUUUAUUUUGCAUUUUUUUCAAAUAAUUACUCAUGUGAAGCUUUGAAUUCCCAAAGUAAGCACUAUUUUUAAUCCUUUUAAGAUUUCACAAUUGACCAGUGUGUUGGUGCAUGCCUGUAAUCCCAGCACUUCAGGAGGUGGAGGUAGGAGGAUUGAGUUUCAGGCUAACAUGGGCUACCUAGCAAGACCCUGUCUCAAAAAGACAAAAAAAAAAAAUCCAGAAAACGUGUGUAUGUGAACACACACACGUUCAAUAAUAAUAUGGUGUGUUUAAAUUUAGGUGAUUUAUUUAAAGUAGAAACUGGUAAGUGGUAACAUGCCACAUUAAAAUGCAACAAACCUAGAUAUUUUACGUGACUUUCAACUAAUUAUUUUUUUCUUCACACAGUGUUCAUGCUAUGGAAAGCAGUGCCCUCAGGAUAUUAAAAGAGAGAAUGAUUUCACAAAAAACUGACCUCACUCAUGCUUUCCAACUUCAAGACCGUAGUAGAUCAGGAAAAAUUUCAGUGGCCCAGUGGGCUUUUUCUAUGGAAAGCACUUUGGGGCUGAACUUACCAUGGAGAUCCCUGAGCUCACAUCUGGUAAACACAGAUGAAGAUGGAAAUGUUGACUACAUGUCCAGCUUCCAGGAUAUCCACAUUGAAAAACCUGUGAAAAAGGUUAAAUCUACUGUACUCGAAACUCUGUACAGGUAUCGAUCUGACCUGAAAAUCCUGUUUAAUAUCAUUGACUCUGAUCACUCAGGCCUGAUCUCCAUGGAAGAAUUUCGGACCAUGUGGAAACUUUUCAGUGCUCACUACAAUGUUUGUAUUGAUGAUUUGCAAGUUGAUGAGCUCGCCAACAUAAUGGACUUAAACAAAGAUGGAAGCAUUGACUUUAAUGAGUUUUUAAAGGCUUUCUAUGUAGUGCAUAAAUAUGAUAACUUGAACAAAUCAAACACCAACAUUGCUAAUGAUGAUCGAAGACCACCCUCAACCUCUUUUUAAACAGCUGAACCCAAAUUUCAGUGUUUUCCAGGGUACUUGAAAUCAUAGUAAUAGAGAAAAGGAGACUCCAGUUCAUGACACAAACACAUGCACAGAAUGAGUGUUUGAAGUCCUUAGCAAACUAUUAUUGUAAAGAAAAGGUUAAAUAUCCGCUGAUAGGAUUUACCUCCAGUGUUAGGACCCACACAUUGCCAGUGAGGAAUUGAGUUUGAGCCUAGUAUGGGUCUCUUGGAUGCUAACUCACCUGGAGACCAGAGCAAUUUGGAAUCAUACUGAAAGGAACUCACAGGGCACCAGAGACAACAUUAAGUGCAACAUUUGUGAAUGACCGAAGAAUGGGAGGGGGAAUACCAAACUAUUAAUGGAAUAAACUGUUUCCAGCUUUAAACUGUAAUCUUUUUCUGAGAUUCCAUAAGUGAAUGAUUCUUAAUCAUGGGGAAAGCACCCAUUAGGGAUGGGGACCAUAUCAGAUUAUGAAAAUUAUUUUCAUUUCUGUUGGAGAUGUAAAAUUAAUAAUUUUUAAGUUUAGGUGAAUAGACUAUUUCCUUAAGAGAGACAUAAUUUACUAAAGUUCACUCAAGAACAAAAGGAGAGUCUGUAGAAACAUACAGCCAUUGAAGAACAUGAUGGCUUUGUAAUGGGUCAAUGUGGCUAGGGUGAACAUCCUUUCUCAGAAUUCCCUUUCUUGCUAUUUCUGAUUAGGGAGGGCCACAAGGGAAAUUUUUGAGAUCUGGUUGCAAAAGGGAAGCAUUAGCCAUUUUGUAGGUCAACCAUGCUGAUACAGAGAUUCACCUUGUUGGUAUGCUCUACCUUCUGCUGGAUUUUUUGUCACCUUCACUGAUUUCUGCACUGUGUUUGUGUGCUUAACCCCAAGAUGCAGUGCCCUGUAUCCUGCAAGAAACCCUCAUUACCAAGGUCAGAGGCAGUAAGAAUGGACAUAAGCUCCAGUUCCUUCUUGUGGGGUGCCAGUGUGUGUGUGUUUUGGGGGGAGGGUUCAGCUGGCUUCUGAUCUUCCUGACUGUGAACGUCAAGCUCCUGCACCAGACAUAGAUACCACAGCCUUACAGAGAAAGCUUAACCAGCUCCCACAUUUGUAGAAGUCACUUCUACUGAUUCUAUGUAUACAUAAACAGAAUCAGUAUAUACAUAUACAAAGUCAUGUGUCCACAAUGACAGGGAUACAUUCUGAGAAAUGCAUCAUUAGUUAAUUUCAUCACUGUGUGAACAUCAUAGAGUGUUUUUAAGACUAAAACAGCUAUAUGUCACUGGGCAGUAUAAUCUCAUGAGACCAAUAUCAUACAUGCAGUCUGUCAUUGACCAAAAUGUACUUAUGUGGCACAUAACUAUAUGUUUCCUACUGGUCUGUCUCUGGUUGAACACUGAUACAGAAUUUAAUUCUGAGAGUAGAUCCAGAAAAAGAAAGUUUUAAGCAUGAGUGUUCUGAGUUGGUCCUGGAUUUUCUGGAGUUAGUUCUGAAAUUCAAUUAGAUUUAAAAGCACUUUCCAGUACUAAAGAAGAUGCUUGGAAUCCAUGGCAUGAAGUAGCAAAAUAGAUAGUCAGAUUAUCACCAUUUAUUAAGAACCCAAAAAGCAGGACUAAGAGACCAAAUAUUUGCUAUUUUAGAACAUUUUAGUCAAAAUACAUUUAGUUAGGGUUGGUUGGUUGUUGCUGAAAAACUUGAAGAAAAUGAUCAACACAGUGCUUUAAAUUCUCAAGGCAUUCGUAAAGGACCUGAAAGUUUCUGUGACUACCCUGAGUGGGGGAAAAACCUUGUCUCAUAUAGCCAUGGGGUUGAGAUUUCUGAAACUCAGAAUCUAAUUCUGGGAACAAUUGAGUGACAACAUAUAAUAAAUUCCUGACCUCACAGGGUCUCUGCUAUGACUUGAUUGUCCAGUCCAAAUAUCUGUUGACAUCUAAUUGCCAUUGUAACAGUGUUAAGAGGUGGGACCCUUAAGAGGUGAUUAGGAGAUGAAGGCUUUGACCUAAUGAAUGAAUUAGUGCCAUUAUCAUGGUUCCUGAUAAAAAAAAAUGAGUUUGACCCAAUUUUCCUUCUCUCUGUCUCACAUGAGCUUGCUUGCCCUCUGCCAUGUUUUGAUGCAACACAAAGGCCCUCGCCAGAUGCCAGUAUCAUGUUAUUGGAUUUACCACCCUCUGGAACCGUAAGCCAAAUAUACUUCUAUUGAUUAUUAAUUACUCGGUCUGUGGUUUUCUGUUUUAGCAUCAGAAUAAAAGACUAAAUUUCUUUUGUUGAAGUGAGGGGUCAUUGGGAAGAAAUGGCAUUGUGAAAAUUAGAAUGAGGACCCAUGGACAGGCUCUGAUUCACAUCUUUUGUAAGACAAGCAGUGCUUCUAUCUCUGCCUGAGGAAUUGCUCUCCCCUUUUCCUGAAGGACCUGUAAUGGCCUCCCCUGAGGCAGUCACCUUGUAAGGCACUACUGAAUCCUUGGAACUUACCACCACCACCUCCCUCCAUUUGCCAAUAAGAGUGAAAACAAACAAAGACGAAGUGAUAACAAUGAUACAUAAAUAGAGAGUAAAUGGAGUCCAAGUGUUCUAAAAUCUUUUCUUUGUCCAGAAACAGUUAAAGCAACAAUGAACAUUAGAUUGGGAUAAUUAAGAAAUGCAGAGUACAACCUCCAGAAUAACGGAAAUAAAGAAAUAGCAAAGGCAUAUCAAUUUAUAGAGGGAAAAUGGAAUAAUAAUUUUUAAAAUAAGUCAAUAAAAGGAAGCAAUAAAGAGACAAGUCAAAUACUAAUAUGGUAGAUUUAAAGUCAAGCAUAAAAAUAACUGCCCAAUGGCUUUUAUAUUUUAAGAGCAUUUUCAACUAAAACUUAGGCUUCUGCAGGAAUUUAGCAUAAAGUAGCCAGACCCAGCUGACCCACCAGCCAUCUGAAGAUACCUGAGUGAAUUCAGCUGAGCUGACCUGAACCCAAUCCAGGCCAGAAGAACUGCUCAGCUGAACCUAAGGCCAAACUGCUGAUAUACCAACUUAUGUCUAAAUAAGUGUUGUUUUUAAGAUAGGAAAUUUUAGGGUGGUUUAUAAUGUGUCAAGAGCUAAAUAAAAAGGUAAUUGAUAUCUACAAGUAGAGUGCUGUCCUAACAAAAACUGAAAUAUGUGUCAUUGGCUUUGUGACAAGGCAUUAGGGCAGAGGUUGGAAAAGCAGUGAGGAAACAGCAGAGGGUGAAAAUUAGCUAGGAAACUACUCCCACAGGCUACAGAAGUGUUAUGUGGCUUUGAAACAAUUUUCAAAACUGUAGUGUAUGGUAGCAUGGGAGAUAGAAAAGGCUCCAAAGAUCUUUGGGUCUGUGAAUGUGGCUCAGUGGUACAGCACUUGCUUAGUAUGUACAAGGUCCUGGGUUUGAUGGAUGGUUCAGUCCCCAGCACGGCAACAAAAAUGAUGAAAGUAC